AAACUGUCUGAAAAGACUCAGACAACCAUUGCUGAUGCAAAUCAGAUCGCUGAAGAGGUUUUGUCCACCAUGCGAACAGUAAGAUCAUUUGCAUGCGAGCGACGAGAGGCGGAUCGAUUUGAGCAUAAACUUGGGGACACAUUGAGAAUGAACAGGAAAAAGUGGGUUCGCUCGAUUAUUUGGGUUUGGAUAGCCAUCGCUUACAUGGGUUACUCAUGGAAUACUGAGUUUUGCGACAAUGCUAUUUUGGUAGCCGUACUAUAUGAUGACUACCGAGGACCUAAUCAAAUUUCUUCUCUACCAGUUGCAACUCGGCGAAAAUUUAUAUGUAAGUCAUCUCAUAACGUUUUCAAUGCUUUCACAGCUCUUAUUUUUGCUUUCUCUCGUGCUGGGAUGAAGCAGCCGAAUACCCUUAACAUCGGGUACGUUAUGACUGGUCUGAUGGAAUGCGUUGGAGCUUCCAGAAAGGUGUUCGAAUACAUGCUGCGUGACCCAGAAAUUGCAAAUGACGGAAAGAGAGAACCACCCCUUGAAGGUCAAAUCAAGUUUGAGAACGUGUACUUCACUUAUCCUUCAAGACCGAAUAAUAUUGUGUUGAAGGGUUUGGACCUAACUAUACGAGCGGGCCAAACGACGGCAUUGGUAGGACCAAGUGGUGGAGGAAAGUCUUCGAUUGUAGCGCUGAUUCAACAUUUUUACGAACCUGAUAAAGGAACAAUUACCAUAGAUGGUGUGAAUGUGAAAGAUAUCUCUCACAUGUACUACCAUCACAAGGUCGCCAUGGUGGCCCAGGAACCAGUGCUGUACAACGGUUCCGUUCGUUACAACAUA
This is a messenger RNA of Cylicostephanus goldi, 831 nucleotides long. NCBI's taxonomy places the organism in Eukaryota, Metazoa, Nematoda, Chromadorea, Rhabditida, Strongylidae. The record is from the annotation of a GenBank genome assembly.